Messenger RNA from Gymnodraco acuticeps, 1078 nucleotides. RefSeq lists its product as uncharacterized. The transcript has 6 exons. Lineage: Eukaryota; Metazoa; Chordata; Actinopteri; Perciformes; Bathydraconidae. Bases 11 to 1078 code for a protein of 355 amino acids. The record is from RefSeq and is a predicted model, not a curated record.
UCAGGAAAAGAUGGCCGCCGCUCUUCUGCUCCCGCUUCAGCUGGUCUCACUGGCGUCUGCAUCACAUCACUACGGGGGAACCGUGACCUAUAGCUACAAAGGAAGAAACCCUGAUGGAUCAUUUAGGGUGGACUUUCGAAACAGGGCGACCUAUGAUGGGUGUCAGUAUUCCCAUUCCUGGAGCUGUUACAACAACGACUGUGGCUAUGUCACUAAUCAACAGAGAGGCACAAUUGACAGGAGCACCAAUGCACCACAAUCUAACAGACAAUGGUGUGAAACAGAAACAGUUCAACAAAGAAAAGUCACAACUGACAAACCGUUUCAGAUGAGGGCAAGUAGCUGUUGUUGGACCAAAACACGAAACAGCGUUUCAGGUUGGAGACUUCUAACUCAAGUAGAUUUGGGAACAAGAUCUGACACUGGCAAACCAAACAGAUCCCCAGACAUUGCCAUUCUACCUUUCCUACGAGUUCCCCAGAACUGCCCACGGACCUACAAGCUGAUGUCCUUCGACCCUGAUGGAGACACAGUUCGUUGCAGAUAUGGAAAUAUCAGAAACAUAGAGUGCAGCGGAUGUAACCAACCUUCAGGCUUUGUCUUGGAUCAGGGUUCCUGCUCCUUACAUUACCGCAAUGCCAUCGCCAACCCAAGUGUUUUUGGAUUUGAGUUGGUGGUGGAGGACUUUCCGCAAAGGCCCAUCUCUCUGUCCUACACCGAUGGAACCCAAUCCUACAAGGCUCCACUGAUUCCCAUGAGGCGUAAACGAGCCUUGAACCAUACAUACCCCACCACAACUUCAGCAUCAUUCAGGACUGCAACGCCAAACAAAAUCCAAUGGUGGUGGAAUCAUAAUCCAACUCCAGCACCAUUCAGGACUGCAACGCCAAACAGAAUCCAAUGGUGGUGGAAUCAUAAUCCAACUCCAGCACCAACCACGACUGAAGUGCCAACCCCAUGGUGGUGGAAUCAUAAUCCAACUCCAGCACCAACCACGACUGAAGUGCCAACCCCAUGUGCCAAACACAACCCCAUGGUGGUGGCUUCAUCGUGCAACUUCAGCAACAACCACGACUGA